AUCAACUAACAUCGUUUUGAAUUUCCAACCAACAUGUCUGCGCCCUGAAGGAUGCAGCUGAAGGCGUGAAGGUGCAGGACAAGUGGAAAAAGGCUGUCGAUAAAUAGUCCACUGACAUGAGACGGAUUUCUGGGGGACGAUAAAGACACAAUCGACGGUUUCUAAUUUCUAGGAGGUGUUUUCAGUUGAUGGACUCUCAACCAACUUGGAAGCAGAUUGACUAAGAUUGAACAGGAUGUCAAAGAUCUCCAAGGCUGCCAAAGCCGUGAAGAAAUUGGAUACAGGCAAUGUUAUCCGAGCUAUCGUAAGGUCAGGACAAGCAGCUCCCGGACCCCCACUUGGCCCCAUCCUGGGACAGAAAGGAAUCCCCAUCGGACAGUUCUGCAAGGACUUCAAUGAGAAAACCAAGGAGCUAAAGGAGGGCAUUCCUCUGCCAGUCAAGAUCCAUGUGAAGCCUGACAGGACGUAUGACCUGAAGAUCGGCCAGCCCACUGUGUCGUAUUUCCUCAAGCAAGCUGCUGGGAUUGCUAAAGGUGCCAGCAAAACAGGUGAGAGGUGCUGCUCGCAUUGCUCAGACGUUUUCUGUUACUUACUUGAAGUAUUUUCUGUUUUGUUUUUUCCUCUAGGGCAUGAGGUGGCAGGCAUCGUCUCUGUGAGAGCCGUGUACGAAAUCGCUCAGGUGAAAGCUCAGGAUGAGUGCUUCAAACAGAGGAACGCCCCCCUGCAGACAGUCGUCAAAUGCAUCAUCGGCUCAGCACGCUCUCUGGGCAUUAAAGUAGUCAACGAUCUUUCAGCAGACGAAUACAAAGAUUUCCUGGAGCAGAGGGAGGAGAAACUAAAAGCAGACGCUGCUGCAGCUGCAGCCGCUGCAGCUGAAGCUGCAUCCAGCAAGAAGAAAUAAGGACCUGCAAUGUUUCUGUUUGUUUUAGUUUUCUACAUUUAUCACCUUCAUGUUAACCCUGUGUUAAUAAACACUCAUUUAUAACACAG
Molecule: messenger RNA, 990 nt
Organism: Oryzias latipes (Japanese medaka)
Lineage: Eukaryota; Metazoa; Chordata; Actinopteri; Beloniformes; Adrianichthyidae
Source: RefSeq, a predicted model, not a curated record